AUGUCCUAUUUCCCCAUCCUCCUCCGCGCGGAGCAGAAGCCCCUCGAGCAUCGAUCCUUCUCGCCAUCCGUCAUCGGCUCCCUCGUCAAGGCCGGCCACCCCGUCUCCGUCGAGCGCUCGUCCACCGACCCCAACUUCCGCCGUAUCUUCGACGACGAGGAAUACGAGGCCGUCGGCGCCACCCUCGUCCCCACCGGAACAUGGCCCAAUGCCGCCCCGGGCACCCUCAUCGUCGGCCUCAAGGAGAUUCCCGAGGAGGAUUUCGCCCUGAAGAACGACCAUCUCAGCUUUGCGCACUGCUAUAAGCGUCAGGGUGGAUGGGAGCAGGUCCUCAGCAGAUUCCCCCGCGGCGGCUCGACCCUUUACGAUCUUGAGUUUCUGGUCGAUGAGCACCAGCGUAGAAUUUCGGCAUUUGGUUUCCAUGCGGGAUUUACUGGCGCGGCGCUGGCAGUUAAGACCCUGUCCUGGAACCUUACCCAUCCAAAUGGCGAGCCACUACCCUCCGUCGCGAGUUACACCGAUGGCCGAGGCUACUAUCUUAAUCAGGACGAGCUUGUCGAGCAAAUCCGAGGCGACGUUGCUGUGAUUGAGAAGGAGCUGGGCCGCAAGCCUACUACUAUGGUUCUUGGGGCCCUUGGACGUUGCGGAAGAGGUGCCUGCGAAUUGUUCGCUGCUGUUGGACUGGAAGUGGCACAACGGAGUUCCGUGGAUGUUAACUGGACUAGGACUACUUCGUGGGACUUGCCCCAAACGAGAGUACCCGGUCCUUACAAGGCCAUUGUCGAACAUGACAUCUUCCUUAAUGCUAUUUACCUAUCCGAACCUAUCCCUCCAUUCAUCAACCAGGAGCUCCUUGCCCAGCCUGGCCGCAAGCUCGGAGUCGUCUGCGACGUUUCAUGCGACACCACCAACCCCCACAACCCACUCCCCAUUUACAGCAUCAACACCACCUUCGACGAGCCCACCGUCCCCGUCGUCAUCGAGAACGACCAGAACAAGACGCCUCUGUCGGUCAUCAGCAUUGACCACCUCCCCUCUAUGCUGCCGCGUGAGAGCUCGAUAUCGUUCAGCGAUGGCCUGAGAGAGGCGCUCCUCCAGCUGCACCAGAAGGACACUUACAGGGUGUGGACCGAUGCGGCCAAGCUGUUCAACGAGAAGGUUGCAGAGCUCCCCGAGGCUCUCCGGGUCAAGGAGGCUUAA
This is a messenger RNA of Clonostachys rhizophaga, 1200 nucleotides long. NCBI's taxonomy places the organism in Eukaryota, Fungi, Ascomycota, Sordariomycetes, Hypocreales, Bionectriaceae. The record is from the annotation of a GenBank genome assembly.